UAUUUGUUUCGUUUUAACAAUAAAACAACUGUUAUCUCAGCUUCUUUGUAGCGAAAAUACACUUGUAUUGCUUGUGAAGAAAAUAUUAUUGUGUUUAAGACUUAUUAUUAUAAAAUUUAUUCAACAUGGGCAAUCAUUUGUCCGGAGUUGUUCCAGUACAAAUUCAUCCCACAGAGUAUUACAUUUCAGACAUAGCCAACUCUGAAUUGAUUACUUUUGAUGGUAACCUCGGAUCUACUCGAUUCUUCAAAGUGGCUCGGGUUAAGCUUCAUCAAAUACGCCCUCAAGCAUCUGAUGUGCUUUCAUCUUCCAACCACUCUGGAUUAGAUGCCCCUGGUCUCGGUGUAGCCAAAGUAUUUGUGAUAAAUGAUCCAACUCUACAUUUAAAGGGUCAUAAAGAAGUGAUCGAUUGGCUGAAGGAAGCUUUGAAAGAUAAUCCAAAUGCUUUGGUAUUCAGCAAAGCUGUUAUCAAUGAGAAGGCUGCCGUUCUGUUAAGACAAUACAUCAAAUUCAAUUUGUAUGAUAGAAUAUCUACUCGGCCAUUUUUAACUUUCUUUGAGAAAACCUGGAUAGCUUUUCAGCUACUCAAGUGCUGUGAAUGGAUUCAUGAAAAGGGUAUAUGUCAUGGAGACAUUAAAUUAGAAAAUAUCCUUAUUACCAGCUAUUUAUGGGUGUUAUUAACAGAUUUUGCGACCUUCAAGCCCGUUUUUCUUCCUGAAGACAAUCCAGCAGACUUUUCUUAUUUUUUCGACACUUCACGAAGACGAACCUGCAAUGUUGCUCCAGAAAGAUUCAUCCAAGAAAGCUAUACUCAGGGGGACCUAACUCCACCGGGCUAUAUCCAUUCUUCAAUGCAGGAUUCGCACAACAACUUGAAACCUGCUAUGGAUAUGUUCAGUCUUGGCUGUGUUAUCGCUGAACUUUUCACAGAAGACUCAUCUAAUGGUGGUCUUUUCGAUCUUUCAGCUUUACUCUCUUUCAGAUCUGGAGAACGCUGUCAAAACAGCUUUAACAAAAUUAUUGAUUCAAUCCCGGAUAAACAGAUUCGGGAUCUAGUUUCGAGUCUAACCGAUCUAGAUCCGAAACAAAGGAAAUCAGCAUCAUAUCAUUUAAAAAAUCUAACUCCAUCAUUAUUUCCCCAUUAUUUUAAUGACUUAUUUAUUUUUUUCAAAGAUAUAAUUAAGUUACCACCUGAUGAGAAAAUUAUAAAGAUGGCAAACAAACUGAAAGCAAUCAUUCCUUUAAUCAAAAAAGAAGAUUCAAAAGGAUUACUUUUGAUAAUUGUACUGGUCACAUCGAUUAUGAGAUCGAUGAAACAUUUGCAUGCAAAAAUUAUCGCCCUCGAGGUUCUAAGUGAGAUUCUAAACUGUGAUAUGCCCGUUAUUUCUCCACAUAUUUUGGACAGAAUAUUGCCUUACCUAAUGGUUAUGCUUCGUGAUUCUGAUCCAAGAGUAAGAGCUGAAGCAAUCUUUUUUUUAACUUAUUGCCUUUCAACUGUUGAAAAAGUCCCUCCAUGUGAUAGUAAUGUUUUUCCUGAUUAUAUUCUUCCUAAUUUGACACAACUUGCUAAAGACCGUUCAAUUCUCGUUCGAAUGGCAUUGGCCAGGCAUCUAGCUGAUCUUGCCGAUAUCGCAUCAAGGUUUUCAUCUCAUACUACUCACGAUAAAAAGCAUUUUCAAAAUGAAUUGGCAGUUCUACAUUCAGGCUUCCAGAUUAUGGUUGCAAAUAUCUUAACAGAUUCAGCAAGUGCAGUUAAAAUUAACCUACUCUCAAACAAUAUUUCUAAGCUUUGUAAAUUUUUCGGACCCCAUAAGACAAAUGAACUGAUCUUAAGUCACAUUUUCACUUUUUUAAAUGAAGCUGAUCGAUUUGAACUUCGGUGUGCUUUCUUCGACAACGUUGUGCCAAUUGCUGAAUAUCUUGGAUCCCAAUGUCUAUCUCUUCUCAAGCCAUUUCUCCAACAAGGUAUCUCAGAUACAGAAGAAACUGUGAUCUCCAAAACUCUGUUUUGCUUGGCUAAUUUAACAAAGCUGAAAUUAUGGGAUAAAACUUCAGUUUUAGAUAUCUUAAGUGAAUCCAUACCCUUACUCUGUCAUCCGAAUAUUUGGAUAAGGCAUAGUUUAAUAUACUUUAUUCAUCUCUUAGCGGUUCAAUUAAGUCCAGCUGAUGUCUACUGUAAAAUUAUGCCUUUACUUGCUCCAUAUGUUACCAAGGAAAUUUUCUCACUUGAAAACACUAAUCUGCUUCUUGAUAACUUGAAGACACCUCUACCAAGAUCUGUAUUUGAUAUGAUUGUUCAGCCAUCACGUUUUGCAAGCUUGCAUAACAAUAGUUUUGUCCCACUUAUUGAGUGCCUUAAAGAAAGAAAAAGGAUUCGAAGCCUUGGAAGAUCUGGAAAUAAAGCUGCUAACGAGGUUACUUGUCCUCUUCUGAACGCUAUUUCAAACCAAGUGGAAGAUAAAUUGACUGAAGAGCAAGAAGAACAAAUUCUUAAAUUAUCAACUAUCCUGAGAAAAAUUAAUCGAGAGUAUCGAGCUCGAGCCGAAACUGACCAGAUUUAUGGAAAUAUCAUUCAAUUAAAUCGUAAAAAUCGCAAGACUCAUUCAAUGUCUUUGUCAGAGAUGCUUAAAAAUUAUCCUCUUGGUAGAAGAAAUUACCAAUCGGCUUCUGGAAUCAAUAUGAAUGAAGAAUGGCACACCAUGUUCGGCUCUCAAAAAGACAGCAUUGAAGUAUCUCAAGAAAUUUUAGAUGUUACUGUUAGUGGUGAAAAAUCGGCUGAUCUCAAUGCUAUUCCAGUUGCUCAAGAGGCUAAAGAAAACAUUCUUGAUGAUUAUGGUCAACAGUUGACCACUUGUCCUCCUUGUAUCAAUGAUCUUCAUGGUUUAAUGAACCACAAGAAAAACUAUUUCACUUAUCACUUAUCUGAUCCUUCUAUUUUUGAUAAUGAACCUCGUUAUACUAGCAAAAUUGGUUUCACUUCUCAUGUACCUCGAGGUACUUUAUUAGGACAACUUCAUGAGCAUAGUAAACAGGUCAACAGGAUAGCCGUCAUUGACCCAACAACUCUCUUCGUAACCUGUUCAUCAGAUGCAACUUUAAAAGUUUGGGACGCAUUGAAAGUAGAAGAUCGAAAUUGCAUGAUAAACCGAUCCAAGCAAAGCUUCAGGCUUUCAGAUGAAACAGAAGAGUUUAAAGCAGUUACAUAUCUACCGGGUGUUGAAAGUUUGGUUUGUUACACUAACACCAAUGCUGUUUAUGUUCUCCAAUUGGAUCCAUCAUCAUCCAAGAUGAGAUUACAGCAUAGAAUGAAGGAUUAUUGUUGCGAGGGAACCAAUUUAGUUUUAACUGAUUUGUGUAGUAUUUCACCAAAUGUUUUCGCCAUAUCAAAUACAGCAUCUCAGUUAAUAGGGUGUGAUCUCAGGCAACCUCCAACACAAUCUCCAGCAUUUUCCAUUCUUGCACCGUUAGCCAGAGGAAUGGUUACUUGUAUCGAUGGAAAUGAAUACCUUUUAUCUUGUGGAACCUCUCGUGGUCUCAUCAUAAAUUAUGAUCUCAGAUUUAUUCUUGAAGCCAAUUCAAUGUUCCACAGUAAGGACAAAAAGAAGAGCAAAAGGGUUAUGCGUAUUCUCAUUACUUCAAACGCUAUUUACUCAUCGGUUCAAGGUAAUAAUGAAGUAGCUGUAUGGAAUUGUGGUACUGGCGAAAGAAUGCGUUCUUAUUGGGCCAGUGAUCUUCCAGCUCUUUGUCAAGAGAAUCGAGAUAAUGCUUUACGUUCAGUCAACGGAAUGGUAGUUUUAAAUAGAGCUGGAAAUGAAUGUCUCAUAACUGGAGGAACCGACUUUAAGAUUCGAUAUUGGGAUUACUUAAAUAUUAACAAUAACGGUCUCAUCUCAGAUUCGGGUAAACCCUCUCCUUGGCCCUACUCACCUCCGCUCAAAAACUACCAAGGCGAUUAUUCAGUUCAUUAUGAAUCUAAAAUGAUGGAAGGAUGUCAAGUUAUUCAGGAACAUAAAUCAUACAGACAACCAUCGGUUACUUCUCUCGACUCUGGUUUUCCCCAUUCCGCUUCCUCAUCAUCUUUAUCGGUCAACUCACUCGGUUCAGCUGCUUCAAUUGGCUCUUCUGGUCUGAUUUGGGAGCAACAGGCAGUUUCCCUAGCCCAUAAAGCAUCUAUAACAGAUCUUGUUUGGAUCAAUAAGAUGAAUUUGUUAAUUUCAUCAAGUUCCGAUGGAUGUGUCAAAGUAUGGAGAUGAAUCCCAAUUGUAUUCAUCAAUCUCUUCAAUUUUCAUUUCAGUUCAACUUUUUUAAUAUCUUGCCCUUUCAUUCGCCAUAUUUCUUUUGAACAAUUAUUUCCAUUCCUUCACCACCAACUCUUGACUAGUUCCCAGUCAACCUAUUGCUCAUGAUAUCUAACUUGACAUGAAAAAAUUGUACCAUUUUCCCCCUGUCUUCUUCAAUUAAUCAAACAUCGCAAUCAUUUUACUCUAUCAACCUUUAUUACCCAUUCCUCUUAUGUUUGAGCUCAAGAAAUGACCAAUAUUUAUGUUGAUUGCGUUUUUAGCAGUUUAUUGAAUUAAAAGCGGAGUAAUCAACGAAUUAAACUAAUUUAAAACAAUUUGAUGAAUGUACAAAUUUGCAAACAUAAUUUGUGAUUAAUAAAAUUUCUUAAUACUCUGUAUUAUCCUAUUUAA
Molecule: messenger RNA, 4691 nt
Organism: Tetranychus urticae (two-spotted spider mite)
Lineage: Eukaryota; Metazoa; Arthropoda; Arachnida; Trombidiformes; Tetranychidae
Gene: Vps15
Product: vacuolar protein sorting 15
Biological process (GO): protein targeting to vacuole; late endosome to vacuole transport; protein phosphorylation
Cellular component (GO): late endosome; nucleus-vacuole junction; phosphatidylinositol 3-kinase complex, class III, type I
Molecular function (GO): protein binding; protein serine/threonine kinase activity; ATP binding
Source: RefSeq, a predicted model, not a curated record